Molecule: messenger RNA, 219 nt
Organism: Purpureocillium lilacinum
Lineage: Eukaryota; Fungi; Ascomycota; Sordariomycetes; Hypocreales; Ophiocordycipitaceae
Source: RefSeq, a predicted model, not a curated record
AUGUGCUUCGAGAAGGAGUUUGCCGCCAACCAACAGGCUAAUUCGUUAGCACGUCUCAAGCCGACGCUUCCACAGCAUAUUCGCGAAAGAAAACGCAUCCGUGGACAACCGGCAGCACCACUGUGGACGCUCUCGGUGAGGCAAAAUGGAGCACGAGCCGAGGUCCUCGCUGGCUGCCCCGUCUCUUUCACCCGUCGCGCCCGAGACCUUGACUCGUGA